AUACCUGACAGUAGCAGUGCUAAUUCACCCCAACAAUUAGCUACUGAGAACGGACAGGCAGUAAUCGAUGGUGAUCACACAGGAGAAUUGGCCGCAGAACUUCUGAAGCUGGUGGCCACUUUGUACGCCUUGCAUCUGCGUGGCACACUGGAUCAGGGACAUGAGCAGCAACGAGCACCUGUGCCACAAUUACCCGGACCCAGACCGAUGGAAAAACCGCACUCCCCUCCGAGCGAAACGUUGGGCCCGGCUGAACGAAACGAUUUGCUCGGCCACACAAACAGGCCAUUCGUUCGCCUCGUCACUCACGGUCGUGCUGUACUGGUACACAUGGGUCAAUUAUUGAGUAUUCUGGACGAUCAUUCUGGAUUUCUGUUGCAUCGAGUGGUCAGUUUUGAUCCACAGCGUGUGCAACUGCACAUGGUGGCCGACCUAAAGCCUCGGGAUAUUCUCGCUCUGACCGAAUCGAAACGAACUCGCGAAGUGAAACGCCUAUUGAAUCAGUCCGACUUGAAAGCCGACAGUGAACGUGGGGAAACCCAUAUCGAUGUCGGCACAGUUGAGAGCAGAGCGGAAAUGCGUCCCGGUCACGGCCCACUGCUUAUUACGCCCGGUCUGGUCCUCAUUCGAGUAAGCCAAGUGAAAGAGUUGGCAAUAUUGCCUGAAUCGGAUCAAGACACGCCUUCCAAGGUCUUGGGUCUGUUUAACCCAAAUAUGCAUCAUCAGCAGCGCACACAAGAGACUUCUCCCAGUACGGACUUGAGCGCCGAAUAUGCGGGAUCUAAUCCACUCCCGUCUGUGCUCGAGAACGAGGCAGCAGUGGUAGAACAAGACCCGGAUGAAUCUCCCCACCCGUCCUGUUCCGACAAAAUCGAUUGUACAGUAAUCGAAGAGAAUGUUGUGAAACCAGAGCUGGUAGCAGUGACACAGAUGGAACCAGAGAAACAAGGUGAUGAUUCACUCUGUUCUGCACUGAAAGACGAGGCAACGAAUGGGGACGAGUUACAGAAGAUGCCCAGUGCAAUCAGAUCUGUUCCAUCGGCAAACCCCACAUUGAGAGGGGGACGACGCAAAAGAUCUAAAAGCGACUCACUGCCUUCCACGUCCAAAGUUGUGGGCAUGGAACAAAAGUCAAAGGCAGUCUCAUUCAGUUCCAUCAUUGAGAGUACUCCAUUAAUGAUCGAACCUGGGACUAGUCAGGCAGCAGGCCAACGCAUUGGGACAGGACCUCGAGUUUACUUUGUCAGGCUCCGUAGUCGGAAGAGGGCUGAGUUGAACGAGGUUGGUAACUCUUAG
Molecule: messenger RNA, 1296 nt
Organism: Echinostoma caproni
Lineage: Eukaryota; Metazoa; Platyhelminthes; Trematoda; Plagiorchiida; Echinostomatidae
Source: the annotation of a GenBank genome assembly